UGACGAGUCAGCACAAUGCUGCUGAGACCGCGGAGGCGCAGAGCGAUGAAAUGCUCCCAUCGAGGAGAACAUAGAUGGACAGCCUAGUUCAGCCGCUCGUCGCCCAGUACCUCGCCAUGGGCUGUCAAUCAAAGGAAAACAACCAAAACGAAAGUAUAACGUCGGACGAAAAGGGAAAGGAAGAUGCGAGAGUGUCUCCAGGAUGCAGCUCCAGGUCUAGAGUUUCUCCUCCAGGCCGCCCUCACAGGUUCCACAAACCCAGCCCGGCCCAAACCACCCCAGGGAAAUCCAUGAUGUCCCUGGGUCCCCUGACCAAAGGGGGGAGCUGGGAGGACCUCAUCCAGGCCUGUCUGCAGUCCUUUGACUCGGAUGGUGGUGUGUGUGGAAGCAGCCACCUGUUGAACAUCACCCUGACCAUGCACCGCAUCCACAUCUCCUCCUGUGAUCUGCUGGACAAACUCACCACUCUAUUCAAAAUAGCGCUGGACAAUGAGCAGACAACAGAGUGCCAGAGGAUAUGCUACCUUAUCAGGCAUUGGAUCCAGGAAUUCUGGAUGAUGUUCCGGUUGCACCACAGCUUGUCAGACAGCCUGGAGCAGUUUCGGGAGCUGAUCAGAGAGCAGGGACAGGAGCAUCUUUGCUCUCUCCUCGAGACCAAAUGGAUAAAUGAACGGGACUGGUCGUGGAAGGCCAGCCAGAAGAUCAAAGCUAACAGCAGUAAAAAAAGGAAGGUCUCUCUUCUUUUUGAUCACCUGGAGCCCAUUGAGCUGGCUGAGCAUCUCACAUUCCUGGAAUUCAAGUCCUUCUGCAGGAUAUCAUUUGUAGACUUUCAGAAUUACAUUCGAAGCUGCUGCAUGAAGGACAUCCCCGUGAUGGAGCGUUCCAUCGCCCUGUGUAAUGGUAUCUCCCAAUGGGUUCAGCUGAUGGUGCUGAGCAGGCCAACAGCUCAGCUGAGAGCUGAGGUUUUCACCAAGUUCAUCCACGUGGCACAGAAUCUACAUCUCAUGCACAAUUACAACACGCUAAUGGCGGUGGUGGGAGGGCUUUGUCACAGCUCGAUCUCCAGACUGAAGGACACCACCUCACAUGUAUCCAACGAGGUCACCAAGGUACUGAACGAGAUGACAGACCUGCUGUCCUCAUGCAGAAACUAUGACAACUAUAGACAAGCUUACAACAAGUGUACAGGUUUUAAAAUCCCUAUUCUGGGCGUUCACCUCAAAGAUCUGAUUUCUGUUAACGAGGCCAUGUCUGACUAUGUGGAGGACAACAAGGUGAACGUUCAGAAGCUCCAGGCACUCUACAACCACAUUAAUGAGUUGAUCCAGCUCCAGCAAAUCCCGCCGAGGCUGGACGCAAACAAGGACCUGGUCCAUCUGUUGACGCUGUCUUUGGACCUUUACUACACUGAGGAUGAGAUAUAUGAACUGUCUUACACCAGAGAACCCAAGAACUGUAAAGCACCUCCAGCCACCCCCUCUAGACCUUCAGUGGUUGUGGACUGGGCACCAGGAGUGGCUCCCAAACCCGAUCCCCGAACCAUCAGCAAACAUGUGCAGAGAAUGGUGGAUUCCGUUUUUAAGAACUACGAUCACGACGAGAACGGCUUCAUCUCUCAAGAGGAAUUUGAGAAAAUUGCAGCUAGCUUUCCGUUUUCCUUCUGUGUCAUUGACAAAGAAAAGGAAGGCCUCAUCAGCAGAGAGGAGAUCACAGCCUAUUUCAUGCGGGCAAGUGUCAUCUGCUCCAAACUGGGUCUUGGCUUUGUCCACAACUUCCAGGAGACCACUUACAUGAAACCAACCUUCUGUGACAACUGCUCAGGAUUUCUGUGGGGUGUCAUCAAGCAAGGCUACAGAUGCAGAGACUGUGGGAUGAACUGCCACAAGCUGUGCAAGGAGCAGGUGGCGUUUGAGUGCAAGAAGAACGCCAAAGUGACCAACGCCAUCGACAGUCCGACACCGAGCUCCAGCUCUGUCACCAUGGGCACCUCAGAGGGUUCAGAAGAAUGUCCUUUCCCCUACCCGCCAGAUGACAGCAAAGACUGGAGCCCAGACUCCCCAGUCACCUCCUAUUCGAGGCCUCGGAAGGUCCAUAGUGCCACCCAGACAGAGGGACUCCAACUGUCUUCUGCGGACCAAGAGGCCAGCUACCUUCAGCCUUCUCUGCUGGUCCCAACACCACCACCCCUCACCUCAUGUCCCAGCCCGGUGCUCCAGAGAAAACAGCGACACUGUGUCAAGUGGGAAAACAGAGCGUCGGUUGUGCAAAAGCCUAAAGAGCCAGAUGAGGAGAACAAACCCACCUAUGAAUCUCUGGAAUCGGACAACCAGAGGCUCCAGAAUGCCAAUGGGACACUACGUAGGAAGCUGAAGGACGCAGAGCGGGAGGUGGAGAUACUAAAGACACUGCUCAAGAGGCAUGCUCUCCACCCUGUGGAGGAGGACUCCUCCUCCUAGACACACACUUACUCUGGACCUCCUCAAGGGAGAUUGCUGCUGCCCCCCUAUGGCAGCAUGUAUACAUCUGGAUCCAAUAAGUUAUUGGUCAUGAACAGUGCAAGUAUUUUACCAGUCUGACCCAAUCAAUCUGGCGUUGGGUGGUCUAAAGCAGGUUAUGAUGCACAUAGCUAGUCACAGUGUUUUAAUGCUAACGGUA
Molecule: messenger RNA, 2655 nt
Organism: Cyclopterus lumpus (lumpfish)
Lineage: Eukaryota; Metazoa; Chordata; Actinopteri; Perciformes; Cyclopteridae
Product: RAS guanyl-releasing protein 1-like
Exons: 17
Coding region: 75-2456 (793 amino acids)
Biological process (GO): Ras protein signal transduction; positive regulation of GTPase activity
Cellular component (GO): plasma membrane
Molecular function (GO): guanyl-nucleotide exchange factor activity; calcium ion binding
Source: RefSeq, a predicted model, not a curated record